Molecule: messenger RNA, 1464 nt
Organism: Zea mays
Lineage: Eukaryota; Viridiplantae; Streptophyta; Magnoliopsida; Poales; Poaceae
Exons: 3
Coding region: 80-793 (237 amino acids)
Molecular function (GO): chromatin binding
Source: RefSeq, a predicted model, not a curated record
UCUAGCCCUCCAUUUAUGUCGCAUAGUCUCCUGCGUGGAUCACGUUGUCUCCUCUUUCUCUUGCGCUGUCCCACUAUCGAUGAGCUUGGCUGCUUCUCCAAGUCCUCUUCGCUGGCGAUUUCUUCUCUCACACUACAAGGAGGGGAACUCUACGAGCUCGCGCUCGUUGCCUGCCAUCCCACUUCCUCUCUCCACCUCGUCUUUGGAAGUCUCCAAAGCGAUUGUGCAGUCUGGCAGGACAACCUGGAGGAUUCUUCGCCGAACGAGUUUUCCGAGCGCGGAGGUCAGUACCACGUUCAUCAUCGUCACCGCCGUUCUUCACUUUCCUCCGGUGAUUCGUUCUCACUCGUCGACGGAAGGGUGCGCAUCGAUCCACAGCGUGACCUCUCCUACCCGAUCUGGUUCUUUGGAUCUCAAACUACUCAGUCUCCGCCACUGCGCCACACCACCGCGUCGCAGCAAUGCCGCCGCCGCGACGAAAGCGGAAGGCGGCCUCGUACGAGCCACGGCGGCGCUCGCCAUCCCGCCUGGAGUUUCGUGCCACAGUGGACGGCGCGUGGUACGAGGCACGCGUGGCUGUGCAGUGCGGCGCGCUGCGGGUCAUGUACGAGGAGUUCCUCGAGGAGCAGGACGAGUGGUACGACCCCGCCGGGCUCGCGACUUCCUCCGCGUGGGACGUAGUCAAGCUCCGCGCCAGGUUUCGUGUGCCGUCCACACCCCUGGAAGACACCCAGUGCCGCGAUCUCCAAGCCGGCGCACGACUCUGCGUCUCCUGCUCGCUCGACGGCGGUGACCUCAAGUUCUACGACGCCAUCCUCGAUUCCGUGUGUUCCUUCUAUUUCAUCCUUGCACAUAAUACGCAGAUGCAAAUGACAACGUCGUUUGUUUUAUUUCUUGUUUGGCGUUUGAGAUCUGAGACCGUUUGUUUUAUUUCUUGUUUGGCGUUUGAGAUCUGAGACCGUGAGAGCUGGACACGCUGAUGCAGGUGUAUCCAGCGGCUCACGAGAUCGUUGACGGCAUGGAGCGGUGCGCCUGCCGUUUCGCGGUGCAGUGGUCGGAUGGACCGCGCGCUGGGAGCAUGGAGGAGGUCGGCAUUGAGCGGGUUUGCUGCGUGCAGUCCUCGCCGGUGCAAGACCCAGUGCUUAUGGAGUUCCUGGACGGCGUGACCAAGCUGGCCGGGGAUGCCAACGUGGAAACAGUGUCUCAGGAGAUCCACGUCGCGCCGGUAGUCAAAGGCGGCGUCCCUGCAAACGCCCUGCAAACGCGUCACCGUGAUUUCAACGGAAAAUUUGGUCCAGCAAGUAGGCAAGCGGUUUGAUGUGCGUGGUUCUGAGGUUGGCUAUUUGGUGCCUCUGAUUUUGUGUUGCUUUAACAAUCUGAUCAUGCACAUAAAUCUUCUCUUCCAAAUUCUCUAUCCACUUGGUUUGAGUUCGGCCGUUAAAAUACUAACUAAUGUUUCGUUCA